Messenger RNA from Otolemur garnettii (small-eared galago), 2448 nucleotides. It is a transcript of the gene CADM3, whose product is annotated as cell adhesion molecule 3. The record is from RefSeq and is a predicted model, not a curated record. Lineage: Eukaryota; Metazoa; Chordata; Mammalia; Primates; Galagidae. The transcript is spliced from 10 exons. The coding region runs from base 151 to 1443 and encodes 430 amino acids. Gene Ontology annotation, biological process: homophilic cell-cell adhesion. Gene Ontology annotation, cellular component: presynaptic membrane.
GGCUCCCUCCCGGUCCCCACCUCGGCCCCGGGCUCCUAAGCGGCUCCGGGGCGCCCUUUCGGUCAACGUUGUAGUUUGCCCCCUCCCCAGCCCCAGGCCCCGGGAGGCAGGCUCUCUAGCGCCCAGCCCGGGAGCCGGCCGGGAAGCGCGAUGGGGGCUCCCGCUGCCCUGCUCCUGCUCCUGCUGUGCGCCGGCCGCUGGGCGCCCGGAGGGGCCAACCUCUCCCAGGACGGCUACUGGCAGGAGCAGGAUGUGGAGCUGGGAACUCUGGCUCCGCUCGACGAGGCCAUCAGCUCCACAGUCUGGAGCAGCCCUGACAUGCUGGCCAGUCAAGACAGUCAGCCCUGGACAUCUGAUGAAACGGUGGUGGCUGGUGGCACCGUGGUGCUCAAGUGCCAAGUGAAAGAUCAUGAGGACUCAUCCCUGCAGUGGUCUAACCCUGCCCAGCAGACUCUCUACUUUGGGGAGAAGAGAGCCCUUCGAGAUAAUCGGAUUCAGCUAGUCAGCUCCACGCCUCAUGAGCUCAGCAUCAGCAUCAGCAACGUGGCCCUGGCGGACGAGGGCGAGUACACCUGCUCCAUCUUCACUAUGCCUGUGAGAACUGCCAAGUCCCUCGUCACUGUGCUCGGCAUCCCACAGAAGCCCAUAAUCACCGGUUACAAAUCAUCCUUACGAGAAAAGGACACAGCCACCCUAAACUGUCACUCUUCUGGGAGCAAACCUGCAGCGCAGCUCACCUGGAAAAAGGGUGACCAAGAACUUCAUGGAGAACCGACUCGGAUACAGGAAGAUCCCAAUGGUAAAACUUUCACUGUGAGCAGCUCAGUGACGUUCCAGGUUACCCGAGAGGAUGAUGGGGCGAACAUCGUGUGCUCUGUGAAUCAUGAGUCUCUAAAGGGAGCUGUCAGAUCCACCUCUCAACACAUUGAAGUUUUAUACACACCAACUGCUAUGAUUAGACCAGACCCUCCGCAUCCCCGUGAGGGCCAGAAGCUGUUGCUACACUGUGAGGGGCGUGGCAAUCCAGUCCCCCAGAAGUACCUGUGGGAGAAGGAGGGCAGUGUGCCGCCCCUGAAGAUGGCCCAGGAGAGUGCUCUGAUCUUCCCCUUCCUCAACAAGAGUGACAGCGGCACCUACGGCUGCACGGCCAUCAGCAACAUGGGCAGCUACAAGGCCUACUACACCCUCAAUGUUAACGACCCCAGCCCCGUGCCCUCCUCUUCCAGCACCUAUCAUGCUAUCAUCGGGGGAGUCGUGGCUUUCAUUGUCUUCCUGCUGCUCAUCCUGCUCAUCUUCCUCGGCCACUACUUGAUCCGGCACAAAGGAACCUACCUGACACAUGAGGCCAAAGGCUCUGACGAUGCCCCAGACGCGGACACGGCCAUCAUCAACGCAGAAGGCGGGCAGUCAGGCGGGGAUGACAAGAAGGAGUACUUCAUCUAGGGGCGCCUGCCCACCUCCGGCGCCCCUCAGGGGCCCCAUGGGGACUGCUGGGGCCGUCACCAACCCGGACUUGUACAGAGCGACCCCAGGGCCGCCCCUCCCGCUUGCUCCCCAGCCCACCCACCCCCCUGUACAGAAUGUCUGCUUUGGGUGCGGUUUUGUACUCGGUUUGGAACGGGGAGGGAGGAGGGCGGCCCUCAGCCCUUUCCGUGGCUUCUCUGCGUUUGGGUUAUUAUUAUUAUUUUUGUAACAAUCCCAAAUCAAAUCUGUCUCCAAGCUGGAGAGGUGGGGGCCUUGGGGUGAGGAGAGCAAAAAACUGGAGUUGGGGAGUGUUAGGAGAAUGACGGUGGAGGGGCAGGGAGAGGGUCAGGCCGCUGGGGGAGGUGGGGCCUCUCACCCGCCCUCCCUCCAUCCUCCACAGCACAGCAGCUUCCCAGGCUUCCCCAGAAACCCAGGAGCAGGAGGGUUGUGAGCAAGGGCUGGGGGUGGCCAGCCACACACUAAGAGCUAUGGACAGGGAGGUGGGUACCACCCUGACACCCUCUUCCAUUGCCGUGAGAAGAGGGUGAAUGGGAAGUCCCAGGGCUUUAACCCGGGAAGGACACAGGCCCCUGCAGGAAAGGGUACAUUUAGAAAGAAAGGAUGGCGGAGAUGGGCCAUCCCUCCAUUGCCCCCAAAAUGAAUGAAGCCAGGCCCUUUCCAUGGGAACCACCCUUGGGGGAUACAGAACAGGGCUGUCCCUCCUCGCCCUCACAGCCACAGGAGAGGUGCUGCUCUGGGGCCUGGACUGUGUCUGCCGCCCCCUCCAGGGGGCCCCUCACUCUCGCCCAAGACCCUGGAUGGUUGCACAGCAACCUCUCCUCCGUGGCAAUGCUCAGCAACUGCUCUGCCCUUCUUGGCUGCUCUGUGCUCCUUCCUGGUCCCCACGCCAGCCCUCAGCCCUCUGCCCUCAGCAGCCAGGCAGACUUAACAACAAAAAUACUAAAAGGAGCUUCACUGCACUGA